This is a messenger RNA of Pollicipes pollicipes, 1037 nucleotides long. RefSeq lists its product as uncharacterized. The record is from RefSeq and is a predicted model, not a curated record. Bases 108 to 422 code for a protein of 104 amino acids. The transcript has 4 exons. Lineage: Eukaryota; Metazoa; Arthropoda; Thecostraca; Pollicipedomorpha; Pollicipedidae.
AGGCACCAGCUCGGCGCUGCCGCCGCGCCUGCUGGGUAGUGCCGCUCAGCGCUCCCAGCCUGCCAAGCCCGGCCGGAGGCAAUGCUGCAGCCCGACAUCACCCCGGCAUGAGACUGACUUCAGCCCGCCAGCGCGGAAUCAUGAAGGCGGCCGGUUGUUUCGUUCUCAUCGUGCUAUGCUUAGCCGUCAGCUACCACGCGGUCGCUGCUCGGGAUGUUGCCAGGGCCAAAGAGAACUCGGAUGCGGGAUCGGGUACAUCGACGGCAGCCGUGACAACCGUGACGGUGACAACAACGGACAGCCCGGUCACUGAAACGGAGUCGGAGGCCGAGCCGGAGCCGGACCCCGAAUGGGAGAUCGUCUACUCGGUGUGGAUGGAGCAGCUGCAAAAGGACCUGUCGGACGUCUGGGAGACGGCCUGAUCAGAGAUUGAACGGAUGCCCAUCUGAUCAGAGAAUGAACGGACACCCGCCUGAUCAAAGUGCGCAGGGUCGCCCACCCGAUCAAGGGGCGCAGGGUGGCCCACGCGAUCAGAGGGCGCAGGAUGCCCACAUGAUCAGAGGGCACAGGGAUGCCUACCUUAUCAGAAGGCGGGUAUUCACACAGCCGUCCUGCAGUGCUGUUCAGCCAAAACGCUGCUGUCCAGCGUGCUACUCGUCCAGAGCGUCACAGGCGUGUCAUGUGUCAUAUAUGUAAUUAUUUCGCACAUUCUGAAAUCAUACGCUGUGUAACACGGGUGGACGACAUUUUUCACCACGCCCAGCUAGGAUGGACGCUCAGCAUUUAUGGUGUCACGUUACUAACAGGUGCAGGACGCGGAGGGUGCAACGCUGCGUUUUGAAGGCACAAAUCAAAAUAGGUAUAAGUGCAGUGGCAUUAUCAUCUGCAACUGGCAUUUGUUGAGCAUAAAUAUUGCAAGCGAUGCCCUGCGGUUGACAUGGAAAUAGCGUCUGUAGCCUCCUGCUGGAGAGACCGGUGCGUCUGCCUGUAUGGUGCAUCACCUUCUGACCGUCCGACGGAAUACAGUCUGUUGCUCA